AUGUUUGGUUGUACUGGUUUAGCAAUAGUUUCCAGAUGUGCUGCUGCUCUGGAACCUGAGUUUUUUGUUGCAUCUCUUGCCAAAUUAAACAAUCCUUAUCCGGAACUGUUAGUACUGGGGUGUGAAAAUGAAAACAACAGCGAAGGUGAGACGAUGUUCUUUUGUACAACCGUUUUAAAUUUUUGCUUAAUUUUAGGUGAAAUUGACGAUCGUGACUGGGCUGCUCGUAUUCUGCGCACACUUCCUUGUCUCGACCGAGAAACAGAUGAUUGGUUCUAUGACUUUGUUGAGGCCUGCUCUAAGGAUCCUUAUAACCGAGCAGUGCUAUGGUAUCUGCUUCCCAACUACGAGGAAGUUCUUGGUGAACAAAUUCGUUUUCAGUAUGCAAAUUCUGUUUUACGAGAAGUGGCAUUACUCGGUAAGAAUACGAUUGCAUGUGCACCAACUGGUUCUGGCAAGACGGAAGUUGGCGUGUAUGUAGCGAUGUGUCAUUUGGAUGAGAAAGCAGCCAAAAAUGAGCCAGCAAGGGUAGGAAUUUCUAGUUUGCCCUAUUCUUUACCAAGUUUCCGUGCAUUUUUUAGGUAUUACGUGGAGGGAUUCCAUGGCAGUGGUCAGAAGAGUGAAUCUCGACGUGAUUUAGUUCUUGCCUGCCACAUUGUGGUUAUGACGCCGCAGAUUUUACUCAAUAUGUUGAGGUCCAUAAGGAAAGAUGAACGACUUUAUGUUUGCGAUUUUUCUUUGUUAAUUUUCGACGAAGUUCAUCAUUGUAUCAAAGACCAUCCUUACAAUAUUCUUAUGCAAACGGUUCACGACUACAAUGGACCAAAGCCUCAGGUGAGUCACUGCGAAUGUCAUAUUGAUCUGGUUCAGUUCAAGAUUGAGUUUAGUGAGUUCCAGGUGAUUGUUGCGACUUCAGUAGUCGAGGAGGGUCUCGAUGUUGCCACUUGUAAUCUCAUAAUAAAAUACAAUAGUUCCAGUAGUGCAGUGCAGAGAGUUCAACGACGAGGACGAGCACGGGCUCGUGAUAGCCGGUCGGUGUUGAUAGUGCUGUCGGAGAACGUAGCACAAACCGAAUUCCAGGCAAUUAUAGCUGAGAGAAUCAUGAAUAAUUGCAUAGCGCGCAUUCAAGAACAGGGUGAAAGAGCACUCGAGAAGAAGGUGAAUUUAUCCCGUUACUACAAAAAACAUAAAAACAUACGUGAAGUACAGGCAAAAAAAAUAGUGUACUUGCUAUUUACUUACUUACUUGGACGGCCCAUCCUCCCUGGUUGUGUGGGACCCGGCAUAAUCUCAAUUUCUCAGAGUUUUGAUGGUUUAUCUGUUGUGAUUCCCAGGAGUUUCGUGGUCAGCCUGGCCCAAGUCUGUCCAGGUCGUUACCACCACAGGCAGUCUCCGCCCUUGUGA
Messenger RNA from Angiostrongylus costaricensis, 1404 nucleotides. Lineage: Eukaryota; Metazoa; Nematoda; Chromadorea; Rhabditida; Metastrongylidae. The record is from the annotation of a GenBank genome assembly.